Molecule: messenger RNA, 1776 nt
Organism: Micropterus dolomieu (smallmouth bass)
Lineage: Eukaryota; Metazoa; Chordata; Actinopteri; Centrarchiformes; Centrarchidae
Gene: mvb12a
Product: multivesicular body subunit 12A
Exons: 10
Coding region: 65-1063 (332 amino acids)
Biological process (GO): viral budding; endosome to lysosome transport via multivesicular body sorting pathway; regulation of epidermal growth factor receptor signaling pathway
Cellular component (GO): ESCRT I complex; cytosol
Source: RefSeq, a predicted model, not a curated record
UUUCUUGCGUUCACACCGUUCAGACCCGAGUAGCGUUUAUUCUGACGUCUUGGGCCGUGGUUUGAUGGGAGUUGGAGUCAGAAUGGAUUCAGUACUUCCUGCUUUCACAAGGAAGACCAAGAAAUGUCGGCUGGUAACUAAAAAGUUGUUGGCCUGCCAAACCGUUUCACCUCGUAGAGACAGAAGUGAAUACAGAAACAGAAUGUCUUUGAUGGAACGUGAGAGAGUCAGGCCGAUCACGGCAGUGGCAUGGACCUCCAACUCAAGCACCUGCCCCAAAGAUUUCAACCUGAUCAGCAUCACAGAAGACGGCGCAGCUGCAAACUUUACACGCAGCUUGAUGAAGUCUGGAUAUUACCUCUGUUACAGCAAGGACUUGACAGGUGGUAUGGUAGUGGCAGACAUUCAGCUUAUUUCAGAGAAGGACUCCAUUCCUCACGGUUAUUGCUUCAUAGCAGAGCAUCUUGAACCAAAGACCUCUGUUUCAAAGAAGAAACGGGUGUGUGUGCGCUUAGUCCCGGUGGGCAGUGUGGACACAGCUGUGCUGGAUAUCAAACUGACAGCCAAAAGCAAAAUGAUGCUGCAGCACUACACAUAUGUGGGAGAUGCCCAUGGCUACGUGUUGUGGUGCAGAAAAGGCUAUUUUUCUAGCCCCGUGCCCCAAGCCAUGCCCCGCAGUAUCAGCCUGGACCUCCGCACACUCUCACUGGAGCAACCAUCUGCUCCUCUGCCCCUCAGACCCAGCAACCCUCCUCCUCCAGUGCCACAUAAUAAACUGAGCCAGAGACGCUACGGCCUCCAUGCCAAGGACAACGUGGACAAACCUGCUGACAGCAGUCUCCAGGGAAUCUCAGCUCUCGAUGGAGUUCCCUUUAGCCUUCACCCAAAGUUUGAAAUCCGGGCAAACAGCACGACUGAACUGAGCUCUCAAUUAAACAACAUUCGCAUAAAGUCUCUCCAAGAUAUUGAAAAUGAGUUUAAUUACACCUUUGUAGUGGAGGAAUCUGCUGCCAAGAGGACCAGACCAUCAGUGCAAACAGGAGGCGCCCUGUCAGCUCAGUGAUGUUUGCUACAAUGUCAGACUUAUGCUUUUUGCUCUGACUGAAGGCGUUUAGCGUGACAUCUCACAUUAUGGUACAGAUGAAGGAUGAUCAUGCCUAUAUGUACACUGUAGGCUUAGAAUAUUAAGCUUCAAGUCGAAAAUAUUUAUCCUAAUGGGUCAAUUAAAAGGUCAUCUGUGGGCACUACUCUUCUAAAUGACACUGACAAUCAUACUCGAAAGCCGUUUAGAUGGUUUGGCUGUUUGGUUCUCAUGCCACACUUUUUUUACCUUACGUUCCUUUUUAUUUGUCAUUUUAAGGCUGUACUUCAUUACCAUCUUCAAGCAUUACAAGUCUAUUUGCCAAAGGAAAGGAAUGAAGGAGGGCACACAUUUAACUAUAUUGUUUUCACAUGUCUUUAAGCUGUGGGAAUACAGCCUUUAAAGGCUUUACAGGGUUAAAGAUGCAAUGAGUCUAAUUUGUAUCUGCUAUCUGGGGCUACUUAUCUGCAGCAUUAAGCCAAUUGUCAAAUAUUAGAAUAAUUGUCCGCUAAAUGCUGCUCAUGAAGAUGUACUUGCCAUUGAUGGUGGCUCAGGUGUGUGUUAACCUAUUUGCUUGACGGCUAUGAUGCAUUUUUAAUAGCUUGAGUCAUCAUGCAAUAUUAGUGAUAAGUGAUAUUGGUGGAUGAACUUUGCUGAAGAUGUUUAACUGAACACAUUAAAUACACUCAAUGUAG